ACGAACAUCGAAUGAACUCGUCUUCCCUGGUUAACAGAUUGAGAGAAAAUCGUCGCAGCGAGGAGUGGCGAUGGCAGCGGAAGAGAAAGCCUUCGAAAAUACAAAGAGAAGAAAUUCGGGAAAAGGUGGAGAGGUAAAAGGUUGAAAGGGAAGCUGUUCUCGAGAGGAGGAAAGAACAUUGCGUUGAGGUGAUCCGCGGCAGAGGGGCUAGGCACAAGGGUCGCGUGUGCGUGCACGAUAUAGAAGAACGAGUGCAUGCGCAAUGGAGACCUGGUGAACGCUCGAGAUCCGAGUGGCGCGAGUUAGAAGUGGCUUCGCGCUUUUAGUCUCGCCCCGUCCCUUCAUUCUCGCUGUCUCGUUGCGUGGGUGAGAUACGCUCCCGAAGUCGCGGCGCAGGGGCUGCUUUCUCCGUUUUCGCCCCUCUCGAGGAAACUGUAAGCUCGUGGCUUGCGUGCUUUCGACAUUGGCUGACGAUUCGACCCUCUGUCACAGCCCGACUCCUUAUCCGACGUGUAGCCGCGAAACGAUGGAGCCGGUCGCCCCGUCGCAUCCUUCGAGCACGUGAAACACCUGCCUCCAUCCCGCCAGCGUCGUUCUAGGGCUCACUCGGACUCUCGACUUUCCGUCGCAUGAAAGUUGCGGUAGGAAGCAUUGCUUUACACUCGUGCCGAAGUCGACAAGGUAUCAGGGUUGGGCAGUGAUUAUUUUAUGAUUUCGCGGUUGCAGCUCGUGUCAAGAUCGUGAUCGGUAAUCAGUGAUCGUAAACUGCGGUCGUAAAUCAAUUACUUGCUCUUAAGAAACGUGAUCACUGGUUUCAGAAGUGUAUUUCAAAGCUGAUUCGAUGUUUAUUUGAAUAAGUAUAGAUUGUCUGUUUAUUCGUUAUAUAUUCUGCCCAUCGCAGCUACCGCGUCCCCGCACCUUUUCGAUAAAAGGGCGAUCCUCGAACUUUCAUACAAGGGAAAGUCGACGAUCCGAGUGAGCCCUUAUCCUCGUCGAGCGAGAGAUUGGCAAAAGUUCUCAUCUCGAUCGAAACUACAAUCCGACAUACGAGAUAUAAAGACAAAGCUAAAAAGAACUGUAAACAUAAAUUUCCCAUGGAAUAAGCGCAACAAAUACGAAUGGAGUUGCCAUUCGUCGCCAAUCGUUUGAACCGAAUUUUGCCCAUUUCGAGCUCGAGCGUCGAUCCGACGACAGGCGGGAGUUAAAAAAAGAAUCGAAACGCACCGAGGAAUUCCCUGAUCGACCAUGUCCGAGAAGAACGUUCUCCGACUCGAGACCCCAACGAAUAUUCUCGAGGAGAAGACGGAGAGAAAACGUAACACCGCGCAAAGAAGAUGGCGCAUCCUCGCGAAAGCGUUGACCGGUUCGCAGGAACCGAUUUCCACAGACGCGGACGACGAGGUUUCCGUUCGUCGUUUCACCAGUUUCGAUCUGUUGGAGAUCGAUCGGUUGGAGGAUCCGCGCGACGAUCCAGACUCUGGCUGGUACGAGUACUCCGCCAUUUUGGAGAACAAGCCGUUCAGCGUGCAGAUACGUCGGCUGCACAAGAGCUUCACGGCUAACGAGCUGAUAGGCUUCAACAACACCGGAAACGUUUGCGUCUGGCCGUCGGAGGAGUGCUUGGCAUAUUAUUUGUUGAGGAACCGCGAGAUCUGCCGGAACAGAAGAGUCCUCGAACUCGGCGGCGGGAUGAGCUGCUUGGCUGGUGUUCUGGCAGCGAAGUACUGUGAUCCCAGCGACGUCACGGUGACGGACGGCAACGUGACCAGCGUGGACAACGUUCGUUGCAUCGUCGCCAGGAACGGGAUGGCAGAUUUCGUCGAUUGCCGUGUCGUUCAGUGGGCCAAAGCCGCCAGAGCGAUCAGAACAGCCACGCAAGCCAGAGCGUUCGCUCAUUCGCACUCCAACGGCCUUCGAGUCAAGAGCUGGAGCGACAACGAUACAGCCAGUGUUCUGGAAAAUCUCUACGACGUGAUCCUGUGCGCCGACUGUCUGUUCUUCGACGAGGCCCGUUCGGAUCUGGUGGAGACGAUCUACGGAUGGCUGGCCAACGACGGCCUAGCGCUGGUGAUGGCGCCUAGACGCGGAUCAACGUUCAAAAAAUUCGCGGAAGCGGCGGCGAAGCGAGGUUUCAUCGCGCGGCAGAUAGAACGUUACGAUGGGACGAUUUGGUCGAGGCAUCUGGAGUUGCUGGAACAGAGCCAGGAGUAUUGUCCCGAUCUCCAUUAUCCGAUACUUCUGGAGCUGACCAAGCAGAAGAGGACGCCACCCGGAUGAUGCGCAUCGAUCGUCGAGGACGACGGUGACGAAGAUGACAACGACGACUUCGGACGGAAGUCCUGGCGAUUUUUCGCCGCUGUGUUCCUUCGUAUCGGCUUACAAACUCAUCUUACACGUUCGUUUCCGAAAUCUACGCCUCUUUUCCCCACCGUUCGUGGACAAACAAUAGAUCUUACUCGUUUCGUUUCAUUCCACUUCGUUCAACAUUGUGAUAUAGGAAUGACGCAUCUGUACGCGCGUAAUGUCGACGACCAUCGAAUCGUUGGGAAAUUAUCGAACGUAGCUAUUUUGUACCUCUAUAAUUAAUUAACGCUUAAGGAUCUUUCAUGGUUGAUUCCCACUAGCGCCCGAGCACGAUCACCCUUAAACAUUUCUGUUAUUUUAGAAUUCGAGCUGUAGCUCUCGAGGAGACGCUACACUCAAUCUUUUCGUUUCCAUCGAUCGUGAGCUUGGUUUCCGUCGCAGUGUUAGGCCGAUCGCACACGGGCGCAACCGAUCAGUUUCAAACCACUCUGAAACUAGUUGCAUGCGACUAUGGUAAAACAUAGGACCUAGGUAAAACAAAGAUAGCGGAGUAGGUGAAACAAAGAGCGCAAACGAUUUGCAACGCUAAUUUCAAAUCGGUUGCGCCCGUGUGUGAUCGGCUUUAGUCUGACCGAAAUCUAUCCGGGAGUCGACCACUGUGCAGUGAUCGUGGUCUGUCGCGGCAGAAAAAGUACUUUGAUACCGUCACGAACAGCCCGGACUGCGGUACAUAGUCAACCCCGCGAUAAACGUGCUGCUCUGCGUACAGCUCGCAUACUAGAAUAAAUAUUGGCUAGAGACACGGGUUUGUUUCCUAUCUGUUGCCAAAUAUGUAACUUGAUUUAUCGUCCCUAUCGGCGCGAGUGUGGCGUAAUCGCCACGUGCGUUGGCGCUAGUGGAAAUCAGGCUUUACUCGUCGCGAGACGCGCGGACGGGUCGAAUCGCGAAGCGAUAGUAUUCCAAGUACCUGAUUUUAGACUGAUAGCAUCGGGAAAUUGAAAUCGUAAUCCUCGCAGCUGUAACGUUAAUAAACGCGGCACUGGAACGUACGUAAAUCUCGCGUUAGGGGUAUUGACACGAACUCCUAUGUCUUCGUAGACGAUUACAUAGCUAAUCAGCCUCCGCUUGACGAUACCUCGAGAGUUCGCGCGAAAUCUAUACGUAGCUUUCGGUCGCUAAAACCGAUGUAAUGCCGAUGUAACGCGAUCGUUACGUUUAUCGAAUGUUCCUUUGUUUGUUCGCAGUAGGGAUCGUGCAUACGGCAUAUAGGUUUCGAGGUGUCUCGUGUCAGAAUUUUAAGAAACAGAAAAUUCUUUACUUCGAAGUAAUGCUUCGGACCUGUAACCUUCGCGAUAGAUUUUCAAGCUUUAUACGAGGGCGAAGGUUCGAAGGG
Messenger RNA from Hylaeus volcanicus, 3697 nucleotides. Its product is annotated as calmodulin-lysine N-methyltransferase. Bases 1246 to 2277 code for a protein of 343 amino acids. Gene Ontology annotation, molecular function: calmodulin-lysine N-methyltransferase activity. The record is from RefSeq and is a predicted model, not a curated record. NCBI's taxonomy places the organism in Eukaryota, Metazoa, Arthropoda, Insecta, Hymenoptera, Colletidae. The transcript is spliced from 2 exons. Gene Ontology annotation, cellular component: cytoplasm.